Sorex fumeus (smoky shrew) is the source of this 1289-nucleotide messenger RNA. Its product is annotated as dipeptidase 2-like. Gene Ontology annotation, molecular function: metallodipeptidase activity. Gene Ontology annotation, biological process: proteolysis. The coding region runs from base 81 to 1289 and encodes 402 amino acids. The transcript has 10 exons. Lineage: Eukaryota; Metazoa; Chordata; Mammalia; Eulipotyphla; Soricidae. The record is from RefSeq and is a predicted model, not a curated record.
ACGCGGCCACGCCGGGCGCCCCCCGAGCCCCAACACGCCCCGCGGCCAGCGGCAGGCUGCGAGGGCGGGUGCGCGCCCUGAUGCGGGACUUCCCGCUCGUGGACGGCCACAACAAUCUGCCCGCGCUCUUGAGGCAGCUGUACCACAGCCAGCUGGAGGAGGUCAACCUGCGCAAUUUCCACCAAGGCCACACCAGCCUGAACCGCCUGAGAGACGGCCUCGUGGGCGCCCAGUUCUGGUCAGCCUACACUCCGUGUGAGACCCAGGAGCGCGACUCUGUGCGCCUUACCCUGGAGCAGAUCGACAUCAUCCGCCGCAUGUGCGACUCCUACUUAGAGCUGGAGCUGGUGACAUCGGUCCAGGCCCUGAAGAAUUCUUCCAAGCUGGCCUGCCUCAUCAGCGUGGACGGCGGCCACUCACUGGACAGCAGCCUUGCCAUGCUGCGCACCUUUUACCAGCUGGGCGUGCGCUCCUUGACGCUCACACACACCUGCAGCACGCCCUGGGCUGAGAGCUCCACGAAGGACACCCACCCCUUCAACUUCAACGUCAGUGGGCUGACCAGCUUCGGCGAGAAGGUGGUGUUGGAAAUGAACCGUCUGGGCAUGAUAGUGGACCUGACCCACGCCUCGCCUGCCACAGCCCAGCAGGCCCUGGAAGUGUCUCAGGCACCUGUGAUCUUCUCCCACUCGGCUUCCUGGGCUGUGUGCAAGGACGCCCAGAACAUUCCGAAUGAUAUCUUGCUGCUCCUGAAGAAGAAUGGUGGCAUCGUGAUGAUGUCUUUGUCCGGGGGGGUGCUGACCUGCAACAAGUUAGCCAACGUGUCCACUGUGGCAGCUCACUUCGACUACAUCCGGGCGGUGAUAGGCUCCGAGUACAUUGGGAUCGGCGCAGACUAUGAUGGGACAGAGCGGUUCCCCCAGGGGCUGGAGGACGUGUCCACGUACCCGGUUCUGAUAGAGGAGCUGCUGAGACGCGGCUGGAGUGAGGAGGAGCUCCAGGGCGUCCUUCGAGGAAACCUGCUGCGGGUCUUCAGCCAGGUGGAACAGGUACGUGACGAAAAGGGUUUACAAGGACCUCUGGAGGACGAGUUCCCGGAUACUCAGCUGAGCAGCACCUGUCGCUCUGUCCUUGGGAGGCAGCAGCUGUCUAUGGAGCUCACCACUCUUUCAGGGCUUCCAAACGUCACUGUAGCCACAAAGAAGCCAUCCUCCAGCUCUCCCCCCACCGUGGCCCUCAGCUUCCCCGUUCUAGCUGCCUUCCCCAACCUCAUUCUGUGGCUCCAGUAG